UUUUUAAUCUCAUUCAAAGUCCAAAUCCUUACAAAAUUCAUCUUCAAUAAAUGUAAGUCAAAAUAGUAGUUUGGCCCUUGAAAUCAAUUUCUAGCUUCACCCUGUAAAUAUGUUCCCCCCUGAAAUCAAUUUCAAGCUUCACCUCCAUUUUCGCGUGUCUGCUCAUUUCCUUCUCCCCUGCACCGAACAAGCCUUCAGCCAAGCCCAGCCACCACCGCCUACUCCUCUUGAAAAAUUGAUCAGCUGUCUUCUUCCCCCCUCUGCCACCGGUUGCUGCUGGAGUGAAUUCCGGUUUUCCUGUUCCCCUCCAAGAUCCCGCCACCCUCCCUUGCCGCCAGCUCCAAUUGUUUUGCUUGUUGGAUUUUCUGGUCCUUGAUCGUCCUAUCACCCUAGCACUUGGAUUAAGCCUUCUGUCCUGUGCAAUUAAGGUAAGUAAAUUAUGGUAAUGCCCUUAAAUUUUAAAGCAUAUUUUAACUUGUUUUGAGAUUGUGGCGAGGUUUAAAUGGAUUUAUUUGCAUUUGAGCAUGAUUAAAAAUGGAAAUGGAACUUUUAUUAUUUUCCUUAUUUUCUAGAAUUGAGCAUGCCCACGUGUGAUUCUUUCGGUUUAUUCUUGAAAAUGAGAAUGAUUGUGAAUCGUGGUUUUUCUGUAAAUCUUGCUUGGUUUUGUCUUAGAUAUGGUUGUGUUAUUCGUGUGCCCGUUAGUGGGAGGUUUAUAAAUGCUAGCACAUGUUGACAUGUUAUUGAUAAAAUCGGUUCGCUCGUGUUAUCCUACUAGUGGGAUUAUACACUAGUAAUCGUGUGCCUGCUAAUGGGAGGUUUAUAACACUGGUCAUGACUAAUAGAGGAGACCACUAUUUAAUUUUAUUCUACAUUAAUGGUUUGUUAUUGAAAUGCUCUGUUUAUGUUUCAACUGUUUAUUCGGCAUGCUUUAAAUUUUGAUUCCGGGCAUCCAUAUUUACUUAUUGAGAUAUUUUAUCUCACGAUUUUCCUUGUCCAUCAUUUCAGGUAGUGAGACCCGACGCAUGGGGAGCCCAGAGGAGCGACGAGCUAGACGGCUAGGCAUUAUUUGGACUUAGGUUUUUGUAGCUAGGCUGCUAGUCACCUAUGUCGACUUAGAAAUUUUUGUGUACAGAACUCCCUUAGUUAUAGUCAUGAUUGUAUACAUGAAGUUAUAAAUCCUUGUACAUUUUGACUAGUAAAUAAAUAGAAAAAAAAAAA
Molecule: messenger RNA, 1218 nt
Organism: Rubroshorea leprosula
Lineage: Eukaryota; Viridiplantae; Streptophyta; Magnoliopsida; Malvales; Dipterocarpaceae
Source: the annotation of a GenBank genome assembly